Molecule: messenger RNA, 2939 nt
Organism: Lutzomyia longipalpis
Lineage: Eukaryota; Metazoa; Arthropoda; Insecta; Diptera; Psychodidae
Product: putative polypeptide N-acetylgalactosaminyltransferase 13
Exons: 7
Coding region: 1004-2617 (537 amino acids)
Cellular component (GO): Golgi apparatus
Source: RefSeq, a predicted model, not a curated record
CAAAGACGCCACACACUGAAUUAUUGCGUCAUUCUUUUUCAUCAAAUUUUAUUGUUUUUUCUUUGUUUAAAUUAAUUGAGUUGUGAACUAAUAGUAGUGGAAAAUACAGUGAAUUACACAGUACAUCACGUGUCUUGUUUUCCUGGCAAUUUUUGGUCACUACGACCCGCAUAGUUUCUCUCAAUAAUCACGUGUUCUUUUCCUUUCACGCUAUCACACCGAAGGUAGAGGAAGAGGAGACUCUAACAACAUUCAAGCACUCACUAACGUAUCCUUCUUUCUUUCCGGCACUCAUACACAAGCAGUGGAUUUCACGCACUCUGUUCGUCCACUAAGCAGCACCACAUAACUGGCAAUCAAUAUAAAAUGCGAGAUGGAAGCCACACGAGCGGCGAUCAGCGAGGUUCGGCGGUUGAGGCCCAUAAUUUAAUUAUUCAGUUAUCGCAACACAUUCCCAGUGAAUGGUUGAAAAGUUUCCUCGCGAGAAAAUGAAUGCGCCGUUUCAAUAUCUCCAAUUCCGGUAAUCGCGUCACUUUUACUUAUCGCGCAUUGCACCUUAUCAGCCAAUAUAUUGGGGGUGUUCUCGUAUGUUUUUCUUUGCGCAAUAAUCAAGGUGUGUGUGAAAGCUCCUUUAUUGAUAUUUUAUGUAACAUUCUGUGCUAUGUGAUGUUCUGUGCUCAUUUGAAGGAAUAUUGUGAAGAAAAAGUAAAAUAAAAUCAUCAAAAAAUGUUUGUAUGAGUGCAAAGAGUGGCGUUUCACGGCUUCUCUAAUCACCGCUUUAUAAAUUAUCUAUCUCUCUCUCCCUCUCUAUUUCCUCCACACAAUUAAUUGACUGUAGAAAAUUGUAUAUGGAUGUGCUUUCGCGCAGGUUUUUAUUCAAUUCAUUUUUUCUGUUCUAAAUGAAAUCUCAUCGAAUGAUUCGCACGUGGUGAAUGAAAUUUCCCGCCAAAAGUAUGCCUGAAGGAAGUGUUGGUGCUGCAGUGGAAAAAUCUCCUCAAGUGAUAUGCUACGCCGCGGUGGAUUGAGAUUUCUACAUAGAAAAUUGGGCUUUUUCGGCUUAAUAGGCUCAACAUUGGUUUUCAUCUUCUACACACUCACCAUCCUUCCGCCCAUUGAUGUUAAAAUACGUCGCAAAGUGAUACCCAUUGAACCAAUACUCAACUUAUCGCAAAGUGAUUUUAUCGGAAAUUCAGACCAACUCCCUGCAUUCGAGGAGCACUAUUUUAAUCUCACCGCCAGCAAUUUUUUAUCCAGUGGCCGUGCUAUUCCCGAUACUCGACCACCAAGAUGCAGGACGAAGGAGUAUGUACUGAAUGCAAAGAAAAAUGUAUCUGUGAUAGUGGCGUUUCACAAUGAGGCCAAAUCAGCUCUCUUGAGAACCAUUUCCAGCGUAAUCAAUCGUACACCACCAGAUCUACUCCAUGAGAUAAUCCUCAUUGAUGAUUUUAGCAGGAAUGAACUCAAUGCAAAUAUUCUAGUGAAUAUACCAAAAACUAAACUAUAUAGGAAUGCGGAACGAGAAGGACUCAUUCGUUCGAGGAAAAUUGGAGCAUUGAAAGCAUCAGCUGAGUACAUUGUCUUCCUCGAUAGUCACUGUGAAGUGAAUGUGGGCUGGAUUGAGCCCCUCAUUGACCGACUAUCCUACAAUCCAGGAGCCCUUGUGAGUCCCAUAAUUGACAUUAUUGACGCCGCGACGUUUGAGUACAAAGCCACGUCGACAAAUCUGAAGGCAGGCUUCGACUGGAGUUUGCGUUUCAAGUGGAUCCCCCGCUCGGAUGAGGAACUCCAAACAAAUCACGAUGAAACCUCCUCCUUUGCCAGCCCCACCGUCUACGGGGGAAUCUUUCUCAUUUCCCGCAUGUGGUUCCAUCAACUCGGCGGCUUUAGUAGUGAUCUCGAAAUAUGGGGUGGGGAAUCCCUGGAAAUCUCCCUCAAGGCAUGGAUGUGUGGUGGUCAAGUGGAAAUUGCUCCGUGCAGUCGUGUUGGGCAUGUCUUCCGCAAAAAGCAUCCAUAUGACUUUCCCCAUGGGAGUACUCACACCUUCUUGCGCAAUUCGAAGCUCAUUGCUGAGAAUUGGUUGGAAGAGUACAAACACUUCUUCUACUUUGCCCGACCCAAUGCUCAGGGAAUCAAGAUUAAAGGGAACACCGAUGUGGGGAUUCUUAAAGAGAAACUCCAAUGUCGCACCUUCUCCUGGUACCUCCAAACUGUCUUCCAUGAACUCAAGCUUCCAAAUGAGGAGCAUAUUGCCUUUGGGGAGUUGAAGCAUGAGGAUCGUUGCCUGGCAGUUACCACUGAUGCUGGGAGGCAGCGGCACAUCCAGCUGGGAAGUUGCUAUGAGAUGGGAGAAACCACAAAAUGGGCCCUUCACAACUACACCGGAGCCCUGAGCCCCGAUUCCGGGGGUUGUGUCAAUGUUUUCCAGAGUUUGGUCAUUUUGGAGUAUUGCCGUAAUUCCGCAGCACAGAAAUGGGUGCGCAACGGAGGGAAUCUCAUUCAUGCCACCACCGGUAAAUGCCUCGAGAGUCUCGUUGGACCCACAGUGGCUGUCUCAACAUGCCGCUACGGAUCUCAGUCGCAGCUAUGGAGUUUUUCAGUUGAAGUUCAGCAGCAGUAGAGCUGAGAGAAAGCAACCACGUCACUCCCUAUUGUGCUACAAUUUAUUUAUUUUCUACCCGAGCGGCUCUUUGUUCUUAAAACCCAAUCACAGCGACGACAAACCCCAUCCCCCGACUCAGUGGCGAAUCUGCGGCAUCGUGGACAGAGGGGAGACUCAUUGGUGCUGAGGUGAAUCCUAAAAUCUGCAUUGUCCUCAAUUUUAGUCAAGCGAACCCGGGAAACUUGGAGGACUUCACUCAAUUGCGACCCAAAGGAUUCCUCGUUGCUACACUCAGGUUGAAGUUUCUGCAGAAGAAAAUAAAUAAAGAGAAAUACAAAAA